AUGCUUACCGAACAAGAAGCCAGACAACUGUACCGAGACUCCCUCCACAUCGACUCGCUCAACAUCGCCAACUGGGGGCCAGAAAUUUUCCAGUCAUGGCGUAAAGGAAAUAUCACCGUCGUUUCUUGCACCUGCGGGUUAUGGGAAGAUUUCAAAGGUACGAUUGCCAAUAUUGUUCAGUGGAAGAAAUGGUAUGAGGAAUACAGCGAUUUGAUCAUGGAGAUCAAGUGUAUCGACGAUAUCUACACAGCCAAGAAGCUCAACAAAACAGGUGUGAUCUUGAACUUCCAAAACAGCAGUGGAAUCGAGGAUCAGCUGGACUAUCUACGAGUUUUCAGAGAUCUCCAUGUGAAACAGAUCCAGCUCACGUACAAUACCCAAAAUUACUCUGGUGCCGGAUACACGGAACUGAGAGAUUCCGGGUUGACCGGGUUUGGACGUGAGGUCGUGGACCAGAUGGCUCAGCUAGGAAUCGUGUGUGAUCUUUCGCACGUCGGUCAUCAAACCACCAUGGACACCAUCGAGUACGCGCCAAAACCGCCAUGCUUUUCUCACGUGCUUCCUGCCGGGAUGAAGGCUUCUGGAAGAAACAAGACCGAUGAGGAGAUCAGAGCUUUGGGUGCAAAGGGAGGAAUGGUGGCAGCAUCGAACUUUGGUCCACAUAUGAGAAAAGGCAACGAUAGUACCAUUGAUGACUACGUUGAGGUGUUGGAGUACUUUAUUGACCUUGUCGGAGAAGACCUUGUUGGUAUUGGAUCUGAUGCCUCGGAGGGUCACGCCAGACCAUCUCCUUUCCUUGAGUGGUGUAACAAGGAUAAAGGUUAUGCCAGAGUUAUGACGGAAUGGGGUAGCUCGAAAGUGGUGAAACCGCUUGGAAAGCUUGCCGACAGGGAGGAACUCGCAGUGGCCAUGGCCAGAAGAGGCUGGACCGCCGAGCGCAUCAAGAAAGUGCUCGGUUUGAACUGGCUCAACUACUACAAAAAGAUUUGGGAGGAAUAA
Messenger RNA from Ogataea philodendri, 999 nucleotides. RefSeq lists its product as uncharacterized. Gene Ontology annotation, biological process: proteolysis. Bases 1 to 999 code for a protein of 332 amino acids. The record is from RefSeq and is a predicted model, not a curated record. Gene Ontology annotation, molecular function: metallodipeptidase activity. Lineage: Eukaryota; Fungi; Ascomycota; Pichiomycetes; Pichiales; Pichiaceae. The transcript has a single exon.